UUGAACUUUGUAGCAUCUUAUGAACUUAUGGGCAAUUUAUUUUUGUAACGUUGUACGUUAACAGCUAUUUUAGUGUAAACACAUAAGUGAAUUAACUGUUCGCUUGCCAGCAAACGAUGCAGCAUUAGUUGCCUCGGAAGUCAUCGUUUGGUAGCUAAUAUUAACUAGUUAACGUCAAUGACAACGCGUUAAUCACCCAAUACUGUAAGUCAUUCUCUAACCUGGCUAAGUUAGAAAUGUAACGGAGUUUUUUUUCUCUCGUGAACCAGUUUUUACUACCUCUGGACCAAUGUGUUAAUAUCAGGUUUCCUCUGUCCUGGAAAGAGGAAACGCUGUUGCACCAUGGGUGUUUUAUCCACGCUGUUGAGAGGUCUGAUGAGAGGAGCGGACAGGAUGUCUGAGUUCACCAGCAAGCGUGGAUCAAGGACUCAUAAUAAGGGCAGAGGUGCAAGGCCCACCGGAGUGAGGCUUCCCAGCAGAAAGUUUGUGGCCAUACAGGCCAUGAUUCCUGAGUUUGUGGUCCCUAACUUGGAAGGAUUCAAACUUAAACCCUACGUAUCAUACCGCUGUCCUCGGGGAACAGAGCCUCCACUCACAGCAGAAAGUGUGUUUGCUGAGGUUGUGGCCCCUCAGAUCAAGAAAGACUUUGAAGAGGGCACUUUCAACAAAGAUCAGCUGGAGAAAUAUGGAUUUGAUCCCCAGCAGGAGGGGAAGCUCUUUAAGCUCUAUCCCAAGAACUAUGUGCGUUAAAGAUGCACUAACAGUGAAAUGUAUUUACAAAGGUGCAAACUGCGGAUUAGACUGAAAGUUGCAGACUUACUGGUGUGAAAAUCAUUACAAAUGGGACUGUAUAUUAUGUUGAGAAAGAUCAAUUUCCUGCAAGUGGUGUACUUUUUUGUUACUUGAUCAUUGAAAUAAAACUUGAGGGGCUGUGAUCCAUACUGC
This is a messenger RNA of Epinephelus moara (kelp grouper), 945 nucleotides long. It is a transcript of the gene mrpl41, whose product is annotated as mitochondrial ribosomal protein L41. The coding region runs from base 343 to 750 and encodes 135 amino acids. Gene Ontology annotation, biological process: translation. The record is from RefSeq and is a predicted model, not a curated record. Gene Ontology annotation, molecular function: structural constituent of ribosome. Lineage: Eukaryota; Metazoa; Chordata; Actinopteri; Perciformes; Serranidae. Gene Ontology annotation, cellular component: mitochondrial large ribosomal subunit. The transcript is spliced from 2 exons.